AGAGUGAGAGAGGAACACAGAAAGACAAGGACCUUCUGCACCAACGCUCUCUGGCAUGUAAUGAUGGAAUCCUUUAAGAAUUUUAUCUUCACCUUAACCUUGUACCUGCUGCAGGGGGUAACUGCUUCCCUCAUUCAGCUGAAUAAUAAUGGCUAUGAAAACAUUGUCAUUGCCAUUGACCCAACUUUGCCAGAGGAUGAUAAACUCAUUCAACACAUAAAGGACAUUGUGUCAGAGGCUUCAAUUUACCUAUAUGAGGCCACAGAAAAAAGAUUUUACUUCAAAGGAGUGUCCAUCUUGAUUCCUAAGACAUGGCAGACAAAACCAGACUAUGAGAAACCGAGACUUGAGACUUACAAAAAUGCAGACAUCAUCAUUGAAGUCCCUAAUCCCCCAGGCAAUGAUGUUCCACGAACUGACCACUUUGGACAGUGUGGAGAGAUUGGAGAGAGAAUUCAUCUAACUCCUAACAUCAUAUUAGGGAAGAAGUUGGAUGAGUAUGGACCACCAGGUAGAAUUUUAGUUCAUAAAUGGGCCCAUUUGCGGUGGGGAGUAUUUGAGGAAUACAAUGAAGCCGAGCGUUUCUACCAGUCUAAUGGAAAAAAUGUACCAGUAAAAUGUUCUGAAGCUAUCACUGGUGCAAAUAAGGCAUAUACAUGUUCUGGAGGCAGCUGUUCAGUCACAUCAUGCACAACAGAUCCCAAAACAGGAAAGUUUGACAAAGACUGUUUUUUCCUACCUGACAAAGUUCAGACUGAGAAAGCCUCCAUCAUGUUCAUGCAAAGCAUCAAUUCUGUGGUUGAAUUUUGUACAGAAAAGAACCAUAACAAAAAUGCUCCAAAUGCUCAAAACCAGAAGUGCAGCCUCAGGAGCACAUGGGAAGUGAUCCAAGAUUCUGAAGACUACAAGGCUUCCACUCCGAUGACAGCAGCACAGCCACCCCAGCCCACCUUCUCGCUGAAACAGAUCCGAGAAAGGAUCCUGUGCCUAGUUCUGGAUAAGUCUGGAAGCAUGGCGAGUGAGAACCGGCUAAAUCGCCUGAAUCAAGCCUCCAAACAUUUCCUGCUUCAGAUCAUUGAACGUGGAUCCUGGGUUGGGAUGGUCACAUUUCACAGUGCAGCCUCUGUCCGUAGUGAACUGGUACAGGUAGAGACAGAUGCUCAGAGGAAUACCCUCAUUACCAAGUUACCUGCUUUCGCUUCAGGAGGAACAUCCAUCUGCUCUGGACUCAGAUCAGCCUUUCAGGUAAUAGGAAAGAAAUUCUCAACAGAUGGUUCAGAAAUAGUCCUUCUGACUGAUGGGGAAGACAAUACAAUCAACACAUGUUUUGAUGAAGUGGAACAAAGUGGGGCCAUCAUCCACACAGUUGCUCUGGGACCUUCUGCAGCCAUAGAUCUGGAGAAGCUGUCAAAGAUGACAGGAGGUGUGCAGACAGCUGCUACAGACAAUGCCCAGAACAAUGGGCUCAUUGAUGCAUUCAGUGCCCUCUCAUCAGGAAAUGGACUGAUCACUCAACAGUCUGUCCAG
This is a messenger RNA of Phascolarctos cinereus (koala), 1527 nucleotides long. RefSeq names its product calcium-activated chloride channel regulator 1-like. The record is from RefSeq and is a predicted model, not a curated record. Lineage: Eukaryota; Metazoa; Chordata; Mammalia; Diprotodontia; Phascolarctidae. Gene Ontology annotation, molecular function: intracellularly calcium-gated chloride channel activity. Gene Ontology annotation, cellular component: plasma membrane.